AUGAAGAGGGAAGGUCGCCAACAUGGCAUGGUAAGAACCUACCGGAUCAUCCCUUCCCCAUGGAACCCCAGACCCGAAACUCGAUUCGUUAACGAGCUUGAUUUCCCUCCUACUGCUGGCCUUUUCACUAAGGUCUCAUCCAAGCCUACCAACCACUCCAAGUUCACCGGAAAAUGCAGCAAGCCUCGAUGCUCUGGUUGCAGGCUACACCCAGUUCAAAAGGCCAAGGAUAAAACCAAGGGAUCUCGUAAGUUCAAGUUUCACCAACUCCUCAUUGACUUCUCAAUGGAUGACUUCAAUGAAUGCCCGAGCAUCAUCGAUGAUGACAGUGACGAUCAGUCACUGGAGGAAAUAGAUGUUAAGUUGAGGGUUGGAGAUAUUCAUCGCCACGACGACGAUGACUAUCAGCUGCAGAAAGUAACAGAUUUUGAAUCAAGGGUUGAAGGUAUUCAUCAUCAUGUGGAUGAUGAAGAUGAAAGGAGUUACCACAAAGUGGAAUUCGUCGUGGACGAAGCAGUGGAGGGAGAUGACAGUUGGUGUUUGGUAGAAGAAAGACAAGCAAUCUAAUGGACAAUGAGGCAGUUGGAAAGUAACAGGCAGCUUGCAUCCAUAGCUGUGUGACUUUUCUGCCUCAAAACUUUAAUCAAUGUGGAUAUGAAUAAUGGUUUCAAUCUCUAUUCAAACUUUACGAAGUGGGUUCUCUCUGUAAAUCCAGGAUUAGAGGGAAACACUUGGAAUAUCUAACUCUGUUCUUUGUAUAUCCUUUUCAUUCAAUCUUUCACUGUUUUCUAUUUCCCCAA
Cucumis melo (muskmelon) is the source of this 800-nucleotide messenger RNA. RefSeq lists its product as uncharacterized. The transcript has a single exon. The coding region runs from base 1 to 567 and encodes 188 amino acids. The record is from RefSeq and is a predicted model, not a curated record. Lineage: Eukaryota; Viridiplantae; Streptophyta; Magnoliopsida; Cucurbitales; Cucurbitaceae.